Molecule: messenger RNA, 905 nt
Organism: Rotaria sp. Silwood2
Lineage: Eukaryota; Metazoa; Rotifera; Eurotatoria; Philodinida; Philodinidae
Source: the annotation of a GenBank genome assembly
AUGGCAGAGGCAAUUAAUAUUGAUCCUAAUGAGGAUCUUCAUUCUGGAAAGGAAUAUGAGACAAUGGAACAAGGUUCUAUAUCAAAUGUUCAGGUUGAACUUAUAUCAAGAUUUUUGUCGGAGUGUCCGCAAGCAGCUUUAAAUGUACACAAGUACUUGCAGAAAAAUUAUUCAAAGUCAAAUCAGCAACAACAACAAAUCAUGCAACCAGUGAAUUCAACACCGAAACGUGGUCAUCCACUAGAUGAAAGCGGAGGUUCGAUCAGCAACGCAAGAGGUCUUCGUAAAUAUCCUCGAAGGGGUAUUGACAAUAAUGCACAUAAGUACUCACAUAAUGUACAACCAGAAAUUAAUUUACAAACACAGCUACCAUCGUCAUCAACGUCGUCAGAUGUAAGACAACAUCAAGAGAUAAAUCAAGAUAAUAAGAAUCGUAAACGAAUUUCUUUUAAUCAACUGAAGCACGCGGUAUCGUCUAACUUACCAUGUUUUUUUAUUGAAUUCACCUCGGAUGCGGAUCGUAAUAGUAUUCCAACAGCUCUUCAUGCAAGUGAUCUUAUACUGAAAGAACUGCAAACCAAUGGUGUUUUAAUCAAUAGGUUUACAUUAGUAGGAUGGGCAGGAAAAAAGCUAAAGUUAGGUGUUAAUAAUAAAGAAGAUUACGCUACUCUCGUCAAUUCGGAUAAAUGGCCAACAAAGAUAAAUGGAAUUGAUAUUGUGGUCGUGAAACCAAAAUAUAUACCUGAUUCAUUCGCUCUCGUCGUCCGUUAUGUACCUAGGGAAAUAGAUGAAAAUUUUGUUUCAAAUGAAAUUCAGCGAACAAUUGCUUCUGCAGAUCGUAUUAAACGUAUUCAUUAUUCAUACCAAAGAAGAACAGAUGAUUAUCGAUUCGAUGUGAAAGAUUA